AUAUGCGCAUGUGCACAUUAUUAAACGAAAACGUGGUAGCUGUUUGUUCCGCGGAUUUCUGUGCUUUCUUGUAUAAAAUAAUCAUAAUAUAUUUUUCAGUAAUUUUUAUUACUAUAUUAUUCGUUUUUUGAAUUUAUAUCUACAAAGUUAUAAUGCUAUAAUUAUAAUUGAUGUUUUUGAUCUACCAUUUUUUCGGUUUUUAUUAAAUUUAUCAAAGUGUGAUUACGUCAAUACGUAUUUGCACUUAUAUGAUUUCUGAUGAUGGUUAUAUAAAAAUUAAUCGAAUUGCUAAAUACGUGAAAAUAUGAUAUCAUAUUUCAGAACUUUAAAGUUAGGUGUUUAUAAUAUGCUUCAUAAAGGUCCACGUCCAUUAGUUUUGUGUGGUCCUUCAGGAAGUGGAAAAAGUACAUUAAUAAAAAAGCUUUUUGAAGAAUUUCCAGAUACUUUUGGUUAUUCUGUAUCUCAUACCACUAGAACUCCUAGACCAGGCGAGGAAGAUGGGAAACAUUAUCAUUUUACUACUAAAGAAAAAAUGCAAAAACAGAUAGAACAAGAUGAAUUUAUAGAAACUGCUAUAUUUAGUGGAAAUAUGUAUGGCACUAGUAAACGUGCAGUAGAAGAAGUACAGCAAAUGGGUAAAAUUUGUGUAUUAGAUAUUGAAAUACAAGGAGUAGAGCAAGUAAAACGAAGUUCUUUAGAUCCCUUGUAUAUAUUUAUUAAACCACCAUCUAUAGAAGAAUUAGAGAAAAGAUUAAGAGCUAGAAAAACAGAAACAGAAGAUGUUUUGAAACAAAGAUUGUCUAUUGCCAAAGUAGAAAUGGAAUAUGGUGAAAAAGUUGGUAAUUUUGACAUAGUGAUUGAAAAUGAUAAUUUUUCAAAAGCAUAUAAUAUAUUAAGAGAAUUUGUGAUGUCAAGUUUGAAGCAAGGAUAAACAGGAUAUUAAAUUUAUGCUUCUUAAAGAUAUAUUCUUCUUUGAAAUUAAAUUAUAAUUAUUUUUAUAUAUAUAUUUCUAUGUAAAUUCAUCUAAUCACGUAAUAAUAAUUAAUUAAUACGUGAUAAAAUGCAUAAACUCAUGUUCAAAGAUCAAAUUAGUAGAUUGAAAAAUAAAUAUAAGUAAAUAAUUUUAUACAAUAAUAAGUUGAUUUUAAUAUUGAAAGAAUAAUUAUAGCAGGAAGCUUCAAAUUUGUUAUAUGCAUAGCAUUAAUGUAAAAUUAAUAUCAUUUAAUUUUAAAAAUAUAUCAUUAAAUUUUAAGAACAAGCUGGGAAUAAAACUACAAAUAAGGAAAUAAGGACAAAAUGUUUAUAUAAUUUCUUUGAACUUGGUAAUUAAAGAAAAUAAUUGUAUAUAAUAUAAUAGUUAUCAAUUAAAUUAUUUUUAUAAUUUCUUUGCAAUUAUACAUACAUAUAUAUGUAUAAUUAUAUAUAUAUAUAUUAUAUAAUAUAUAAACAUAUAUAUAUAUACAUAUAUAUAUGUUUUAUAUAAGUAGUAAAUUUGUAUUACUUAUAUGUAUUAUUUAUUUAUAACAGUAAGUUUUAAGAUUAUUAUUAUUAUUAAAUCAGUGGAAAACUUUUGUUAUUUUAAUAUUCUAGUGUAACGUUCCUCAAUCUUUUAUAUAAUUCAAUAUAUUAAUUUAUAAUUGUACCAUGAUCCAAAUAUUUAUAUGAAAUUAUAUAUUAUAUAUUUACAUGAAAUUUUUAAUAAGUUAAAAUUUUUUUUAAUUGGAAUCAUUAUUUAUAUUAUAUAAAUAAAUGAAAUUAUCAUAUGUUUUAAGUAACUUUUCAGUGAAUUAUAAUUUUAUGAUCUAUAUAAAAAUAUAAUGCGUCACAAUAUUAAGCGUCGAUUUAUAGAUUGAGAAACGCUGCUCUAGUGAAUAUAGAAAGGUAUAAAAUAAUUUUAGAUUAAUGAUAUCUUGCCAAAUGUAUAUAAAGGACAGUCAAUUUACAUAAAGACUUUAAUGCAGGCUAGAUAUCUAGAAAGAAAUUUGCAAAAAUUUAAUAUAAUGUUUUAGAUAUAGUUAACUGAGACUAUUCACCAGACGAAGUUGUGUUCCAAUAGCGUAGAUUACUUAUAAAAUACUUGUGGUUUUUGUCCUCGUCAAACAUCGUAUAAUUAUAAUUAUUGCACCAUCCAAGAUUCAUUCAUAAAUUCAAUUACACUUGAAUAUAUCAUUUUAUUAUUUUAUUAAACAGAAAAGGCAUUUGUCCAAACAUUCCUUUAGUAUUCAUUAUCAAUUAAACAUAUUUAACAUUUUUUUAUUGAAAAUAUUCUUGAAAAAAUUUGAAAUAUAUUUUCAUAUUAAUCGAUAUUAUUAAAAUUCAUACCAUGAUCAUUGUCACUUUCAUUUUCUUAUAUGUUUUUGCAUUAUCAAUUUAUUUAUUCGUCAAAUAUUAACAAGUUGUUGCUUCCAUGCGCAUCGCGAAAAAAAAUACAUAUUUUCUUAUAUAUGCGAUGUUAUUGCUUGUUAGUAUGUGUAUAGUUAUAUAAAUAUAAUAAUAAAAAGUUUAAAUGAACAAAAAAUAAAAUAUAUACACAUAUAUUGUUAUAGAAAAUUGUAUCAUUGUUGUAUCAUAUAUUGAAUAAAUAUUUCAAUUAAACGAUA
This is a messenger RNA of Apis cerana (Asiatic honeybee), 2600 nucleotides long. Its product is annotated as guanylate kinase. Lineage: Eukaryota; Metazoa; Arthropoda; Insecta; Hymenoptera; Apidae. Gene Ontology annotation, biological process: purine nucleotide metabolic process. Gene Ontology annotation, molecular function: GMP kinase activity. Gene Ontology annotation, cellular component: cytosol. The record is from RefSeq and is a predicted model, not a curated record.